AUGAUGGAUAUAAAUGAUGUUAAUGAUGAAUGCGAUAGUGGUUCUCAUUCAACGAAAGCUUUAUUUGAUGAAGAAAUGUUACCAACACAAAUUGACUCUGAUCAAAUUUUUUCCAAAUAUAAAUAUUCAAAUGAAUCUAUUCAAUUAGCGGAAUGUUCUUCGGAAAAAUUACAUUGUGUUCACUGCAAUGCUGUUUUUACUAAUAAAAAUGAUUUACAUGAACAUGAAUUAAAUCAUAAUGCAAAUCAAGUCUCCUGUCAUAUAUGUCAAAAAAUUUUUGCAAAUACAUAUCGUCUUCAACGUCAUAUGUUAAGUCAUGAAAUCGAUCCUCAAACACGAAAAUUUCAAUGUUUACAUUGUCCAAAAGCAUUUAAAUUUAAACAUCAUUUAAAAGAACAUAUUCGUAUUCAUACAGGUGAAAAACCAUUUGUUUGUCCAAAUUGUAAUAAACGAUUUUCUCAUUCGGGUUCAUAUUCAUCCCAUAUGGCAUCAAAAAAAUGUUGUUCACAUAAUUCUGAUUUAGAAGAAGGAGAAAUUUUACCAUUAAAAACUGAUCAAAAUCUAUUUAAAUCUUUUCCAAUUAAUGAACAAUAUAUACAAUAUUAUUUUCAUAUUUUACAAAAUAUUAUAUCACAAACAGAACCAUUAGAUUUAUCAAUAAAAAAAUCCAGUGAAUCUCAUUCAGAAAUUGAAUCAUUAAGUCCAAAUAGUUCAUCUGAAAUAAGUUUUUUAUCAAAUGAUGAUUUAUCAAAUAAUAAAAGAUUAACAUGUAAUAUAUGUGAUAAAUCUUUCAAUAAACAAAGUUCAUUAGCUCGUCAUAAAUAUGAACAUUCAGGUGUUCGACCAUUUAUUUGUGAUAUCUGUAAAAAAGCAUUUAAACAUAAACAUCAUCUUGCGGAACAUCGUCGUUUACAUACUGGUGAAAAACCAUUUCAAUGUAGCAAAUGUUUUAAACGUUUUAGUCAUUCUGGUUCAUUUAGUCAACAUAUGAAUCAUCGAUAUAAAUAUUGUCAUCCCUAUCAAACGGAAGAAGAUGAAAAUUCUAAUCAACAAGAUACAAUUGAUGAAGACAUAAAUUAA
Molecule: messenger RNA, 1080 nt
Organism: Adineta steineri
Lineage: Eukaryota; Metazoa; Rotifera; Eurotatoria; Adinetida; Adinetidae
Source: the annotation of a GenBank genome assembly